Asterias rubens (European starfish) is the source of this 1205-nucleotide messenger RNA. Its product is annotated as ras-like GTP-binding protein RHO. Gene Ontology annotation, molecular function: GTP binding; GTPase activity. The coding region runs from base 116 to 1078 and encodes 320 amino acids. The record is from RefSeq and is a predicted model, not a curated record. The transcript is spliced from 6 exons. Lineage: Eukaryota; Metazoa; Echinodermata; Asteroidea; Forcipulatida; Asteriidae. Gene Ontology annotation, biological process: small GTPase-mediated signal transduction; cell migration.
GAGCUAUUGAGGUGUGGCCAUCUUUUUUUUGCUGUUUGACUGUGAAUUUUGUCUGAUAAAAAGGGACUGAAUCUAACGCUUCCUGGUAAAUUUAGGUAAUUUGUAAGGAACCAUAAUGGCAGCUAUACGAAAGAAAUUGGUGAUUGUUGGUGAUGGAGCUUGCGGAAAGACUUGUCUUCUUAUUGUCUUUAGCAAAGACCAAUUCCCUGAAGUAUAUGUACCCACAGUAUUUGAAAACUACGUAGCAGACAUUGAAGUGGAUGGAAAAUGUGUUGAAUUAGCAUUAUGGGAUACAGCAGGGCAAGAAGAUUACGAUCGUCUUCGUCCUCUGUCAUAUCCAGAUACAGACGUCAUCCUAAUGUGCUUCUCCAUUGAUAAUCCAGACAGUUUAGAGAAUAUCCCAGAGAAAUGGACGCCAGAGGUGAAGCAUUUCUGCCCCAAUGUACCAGUGAUCUUAGUCGGCAACAAGAAGGAUUUGAGAAAUGAUGAGGCAACAAAGCGGGAACUACAGAAAAUGAAGCAAGAACCAGUUAAAUUUGAUGAAGGCCGAGCAAUGUCAGAGAAGAUUGGUGCUUUUGGCUACCUUGAGUGCUCAGCCAAAUCCAACGAGGGUGUAAGGGAAGUCUUUGAAACAGCCACGAGGGCAGCUCUACAGGUUGAAUUAGCAUUAUGGGAUACAGCAGGGCAAGAAGAUUACGAUCGUCUUCGUCCUCUGUCAUAUCCAGAUACAGACGUCAUCCUAAUGUGCUUCUCCAUUGAUAAUCCAGACAGUUUAGAGAACAUCUCUGAGAAAUGGACACCAGAGGUGAGACAUUUUUGUCCGAAUGUUCCUGUCAUCCUAGUGGGCAAUAAGAAAGAUCUAAGAAACGAUGAGGCAACAAGGCUAGAGCUCGCCCGGAUGAAACAAGAGCCGGUCAAGACCGAGGAAGGCAGACAAAUGAAAGAUAAGAUAAAUGCCUGCGUUUAUCUAGAAUGCUCAGCAAAGACCAUGGAUGGAGUGAGGGAAGUGUUUGACACAGCAACGAGGGCAGCUCUCAUGACCAAGAAACCCAAGAAAAGAAGAUGUAGACUCUUCUAAACGCAGAGUAGAGACAAUGAAUUAUUUUCCACCUGUGAGGGCGCUGUUUCGGCAGGGCUUACUCACAUUAGUGCCAAUAAUUAAUUUAACAUUAGUUAUUCUAUUCUGCCUCAACUGCCAAUUAAAC